AUGGAUUCUUCUGAUUUCACCGAAUCAAUGCUAGAUCAGCUCCCUAUGGAAAGAUUUUGGGACAUUCCUUUGUACCAAUGGGAUGGAUUUUGGUACAGAUCUUAUCAUCUCCAAGCAACAAUGGCUCUUCGUUCCCAGUACAUCGCACGCGACGACGACAUCAUCCUCGCAUCCCCCAUGAAAACCGGCACCACUUGGCUCAAGGCCCUUUGUUUUUCCAUCCUUCAAAAGGAAGAAAACGCUGCUCGCCUUAAUGAAGAAACGCUAGCCAAGACCGAGAAAGACGAUCCCCGUCACCUCCGAGACCCGCUCGUCGACAACCAUCCCGCCGUCUACGUUCAAACCUUGGAAGUUCAAGUUUUUACGGCGAAACCACCGCCGGAUGUUUCGGCUAUGGAGUCCCCAAGGCUUUUCCACACUCACUUGCCCUACACAGCAUUACCGGACUCCAUUAAAACCUCCAACUGCAAGCUUGUUUACAUAACAAGGAACCCUAAAGACACGUUGGUCUCCAUGUGGCACUUCUUCAACAAACUCCGAACACCAGAACAAGGUCCAUACCCUUUUGAACAAGCAUUCGGGUCCUUCAUCAAUGGCGUUUCUCAUUUCGGUCCAUUUUUCGACCACGUUUUACAGUACUGGAACCAAAGCUUGAAAUCCCCCAACAAGAUACUGUUCUUAAAGUACGAAGACCUCAAAAAGGACACCAAAGGUGAGGUUAAGAAACUGGCUUCGUUCCUUGGAAAACCAUUCAAUAAUGAGAAAGAGGUUGAAGACGUAAUAUGGAGGUGCAGCUUGGAGAGGCUGAAGAACUUGGAGGUGAACAAGAAUGGGAUCGACCCUUGGGUUGGGAUGCAAAACAGUGCAUUCUUCAGGUCUGGAAUUGUUGGAGAUUGGAAAAACAUUAUGAGUAAAGAGUUCAGUGAGCGUUUGGAUCAAAUCACGAUGCAGAAAUUAAAGGAUUCUGGGCUUCACCUUGAGAUUUGA
Gossypium arboreum is the source of this 987-nucleotide messenger RNA. RefSeq names its product cytosolic sulfotransferase 5-like. The coding region runs from base 1 to 987 and encodes 328 amino acids. Gene Ontology annotation, biological process: sulfation. Gene Ontology annotation, cellular component: cytoplasm. The record is from RefSeq and is a predicted model, not a curated record. The transcript has a single exon. Lineage: Eukaryota; Viridiplantae; Streptophyta; Magnoliopsida; Malvales; Malvaceae. Gene Ontology annotation, molecular function: sulfotransferase activity.